Molecule: messenger RNA, 4515 nt
Organism: Puntigrus tetrazona (Sumatra barb)
Lineage: Eukaryota; Metazoa; Chordata; Actinopteri; Cypriniformes; Cyprinidae
Gene: kcna3a
Product: potassium voltage-gated channel, shaker-related subfamily, member 3a
Exons: 3
Coding region: 298-1845 (515 amino acids)
Biological process (GO): potassium ion transmembrane transport; protein homooligomerization
Cellular component (GO): voltage-gated potassium channel complex; membrane
Molecular function (GO): protein binding; delayed rectifier potassium channel activity
Source: RefSeq, a predicted model, not a curated record
GCCGUCGUUUAAUCUCGAGUCUUGUUUUGGACACUUUGUGAAUGAUUUGCGUCGUGCGCACAAGGCAAAACACAGAAUCGAUGCUCUUGUCUUGUUGGGCUCCGAUUGGGCGAGUGGUGGAAAUGUGUCAGGCAUAUGCUCGCCGUGGGCGGGAGUAGACAUGUGUUUAUAAAGCUCCGUGGGGCGGCGACAGUGUGUUAAAAAGCAAACGAGAGCGCACGACAGAAAAACCCUCGGUUCACCCGAUGUUAGGUAGGGGAGGCGGGUCGCCCUCUGCCGCUCCGUCUCCUCACCUGUAUGGAUGACCACUACAACCUCAUCGACUCUCCCUCAGCCAGCCACAGGGGGACCAACGCAGAUAACCACGGUUACGCGGAGACGGAGAAGGACAUCAUGACAGUUGUGGCGUGCGAUAACAUGCUGGAGGAGACCGCGGCGCUGCCCAGUCACCUGUCGCUGGAUCGAUACGAGCCGGACCACGAGUGCUGCGAGCGAGUGGUCAUCAACAUCUCGGGGCUGCGCUUCGAGACCCAGCUGAAAACUUUCAACCAGUUCCCGGACACGUUGCUCGGAGACCCGAAAAAAAGGAUGCGCUACUUUGACCCGCUCAGAAACGAGUAUUUCUUUGACAGGAACCGACCCAGCUUCGAUGCCAUCCUUUACUACUACCAAUCCGGGGGUCGCAUCCGGAGACCCGUCAACGUUCCCAUUGACAUCUUCUCGGAGGAAAUCCGCUUUUAUCAACUUGGCGAGGAAGCCAUGGAGAAAUUCCGCGAGGACGAGGGCUUUAUCAAAGAAGAGGAGCGACCGCUGCCAAACCACGAAUUUCAGAGACAGGUUUGGCUUUUGUUUGAGUACCCGGAGAGCUCUGGACCUGCCAGAGGCAUUGCUAUUGUGUCUGUCUUGGUUAUUUUGAUUUCCAUUGUUAUUUUCUGCUUGGAGACGCUGCCUGAGUUUAGAGAUGACAAGGACCCCACGACUGUCUCGCCUAUUGCGAACUCCACUGGUCCUUUCGUGUCCAGCACUUUCACAGACCCUUUCUUUGUGAUAGAGACCCUUUGCAUCAUCUGGUUCUCUUUCGAACUGCUCGUGCGAUUCUUUGCGUGCCCCAGCAAGGCUACUUUUUCCAAAAACAUCAUGAAUAUCAUUGACAUUGUGGCUAUUAUCCCUUACUUCAUCACUCUGGGGACGGAGCUGGCCGAGAGGCAGGGCAACGGCCAGCAAGCCAUGUCUCUGGCCAUCCUCCGCGUUAUCCGUCUGGUGAGGGUCUUUCGCAUUUUCAAGCUCUCGCGCCACUCCAAAGGCCUCCAGAUUCUCGGCCAAACCCUCAAAGCCAGCAUGCGGGAGCUGGGACUCCUCAUCUUCUUCCUCUUCAUCGGGGUCAUCUUGUUUUCCAGCGCCGUCUACUUCGCAGAGGCCGACGACCCUACCUCCAGUUUCAGCAGCAUCCCUGAUGCUUUCUGGUGGGCUGUGGUUACCAUGACGACGGUUGGCUAUGGAGACAUGCAUCCAGUGACCAUUGGAGGCAAAAUCGUGGGAUCUCUGUGCGCCAUCGCUGGCGUGUUGACCAUUGCGCUGCCCGUACCUGUCAUCGUGUCCAAUUUCAAUUACUUUUAUCACCGGGAGACUGACGGCGAGGAGCACGCGCAGUACCUCCACGUCGGCAGCUGUCAGCAUCUCAACUCCACAGAAGAUCUCAAACGGACACAGAGCACAUCCUCCCUCAGUAAAUCGGAAUACAUGGUCAUAGAGGAAGGAAUUAAUAGCGCUUUCAAACAGCCAAACUACUCCAACCAGAACAAUCAAAACUGCGUGAAUAUUAAAAAGAUUUUCACAGACGUGUAAAACAUGUACAGUGCCAGACAGUCUUACAGUGAUCACCACGAUGGCACCGGUGCGAAUGCGAGGUGCUGCUGCGUUAUUUGGGUACAACGGGCCUAAAAACCCCCUUUUGAGGGAAAAAGUUACCUUUUUUUUUUUUUUUUUGGUCGGGUUCCAAAGUAUGGAUUUAUUUCUGCUGAAUGUAGAUGGAGCUUUAUCGUUUGAAUAAAGUAAAUGCUACAAGUAGUUUGUUUGGAUUAAAUAAAGGCAGCUAGAAGGAAGAAUUUAUCACUGUAUGCAAAAACUUUUGAUAUAGCAAGAUAUUUUCAGAGUAACAUGCAGCCAAUGGUGUAGCUAUUUUUAGUUUAUUUACUGGCUUUUGGCAUUUCAUGGAGUUACAGUGUAAUCGCAGUCAGAUUUCAUAUUUUUAACUAUAGGAUUUAACAUAAAUUCACUUUGCACGUAUGUAACAAAAUGAGUCCCUCCCAAUUAUAGAAUACAAUUAGUUGCACUCCAGGUAAUCUGCACUAUCAUCCUUUACCAACUUAACUGAGUUUUCGGGUAUUCAACAGGUACUGAAAACCUCUUGCUAUAAAUUAAAUAACCGUAAUGAUUUCUAUUAGCUCCAUCAGUCUGAAAAACUAAACAAGCAUUUUCUUACUGCGCCCUUCAAGAUUCAGUCUUUUGUCGUUGCACACCUUAUGAAUGAGGAACAACAGGUGUUUAAGAAAGCGCUGUGGUAGUUUUUGUUGCUACUCUGUGUUUUGGGAGUAUGUAAAUCACAAGGGCCUUUUACCCCGAGGGGCCUUUAGAUCCGUUGUACCCUACAUCUUACGGAAAAGCCAGCAUAUUACGCUAAAGUAAAGCAGGGCGCUUUUUUUUACUAGAAAGGUGCCAAACUCCGAUUCACGUGUUGCAUCCGUCUACAGCACAAAGGAUAAGGUUCAGGUCAGGGACUAAAAAGAAGAAGCACCCAUACUGCAAAUAUUGUGCUCGUAAGUCUGCGUUUGUUAUCAGUGUUAACAUAUAAUCAUCAUAAUACGUUAGUAUUCGCAAUAUCUUACGUUUUGUGGCAAAGUGAAACAACCGAAUACGUGUCGCUGUUAAUGUGAGCAAACUGAAGGUGAUGCUGUGUUGAUCAUAUGUAUUUUGUUGAAUAUAUGAGUGAUUCUUCAAUUAGGGGAUACAUUUAAUCGUAGAUUUUAAUAGGUCUCUUUAAUUGCUUUUUCAUAAUUGUAAGAGUGCUGAAAUGUUACAUUUGCCAGAAUUGUCUUAUACCCAGACUCUGAUAACUGCUCCUCUGAAGUCAUUUAUAAAAUGCAUUCAAAUCAGGGACAAUUUAAGUACUUUUUAAGUAAAUUGCUAUUUAUGUUUAAAAUUUGCCAAUAUUUUACAACAAAGAAUUGCUUGACCCCAAUACUACUGUAAUUUUGUACAUCAGUUAACUUACUUUACGUUUUUCAAGAAAAUGUUUCCUAGUUUUGAAGUGCAUGACAGAAUAUCAUUAAUUUUAGGAAUUAAGAAGAAAUCACAGCUUUAGAGUAGAUUUAUAUUAGGCGUCAUAACCAAACAUUAUUAUUCGAAUUUUUGUUUGCAUUUUUAUUAAUUAUGGUAAUUUGCUCAUUAAGAUAAAGACCAUCUGAUCUGUAUUCCGUGAUAAUUAAUAUAAAUUAACACAGGUUUCUAAAAGUGCCCCUAAUUGAAGAAUCACCAAAACAUCUCAGUGCAGACUUCAUUUAAACGCAGUGAAUGUGGAAAAGAAAAACAAUACGUUUUGUUAAUAAUGUAAUCAAAACUUUGUGUGUCUAUUGAAUCUGACUUGCUUGUACCAAAUGAUAUUGGUUAAUACUGAAUGAAAGCAAAUAUAUCUUUAUUUUGUGAUCAAGUUGGGCGAAAAUGUAGUCAUCUCCAGAUUAUGUAAAACUCAAAUCACGUCUAGCCUAUAAAUAGAGCGUUCGAGAUUUUCCUCAAAGCGAGACGUCACAGCGCUUCUGGAUUCUGGGGGAAAAAAAAUAGGAAGCAUCUGAAAAGGUGGCUCGGAUCGUGGUGGAAAAACGCGGCAUGGGAGACUACCAGAUCACAGACUGAAAGACUGAGAGAUCACGCCUUGAGUCCGCCUUGUGAUGCAGUCUCCAUGGCGACUACUGUUUCCUGGGAAACACCCGGGAUGUCUGUUCACUGGAAUUCUGGAGUUUGCCGUCAAUAGAUAUGAAACGUGCUUGUGACGUAUUCCAAAACAACGAAGACAACAGGAUUUAGAAGGCUUCGGCGGAGAUCCACGCAGUGCCUAGGACCGACGACCAAUAGAAACGGAGGCCAUUAACCUUUCUGCUACCAAAACAGAACUGAACUCACCUUCAAACAACACAGAAGAUGCCCGCAUAUCUCUACUGCCAAUUUCCAUUUACGCCUGACUGAAUCACAGUGAACCACAACGCUCCAGAAGUGGCCUUUUUUGGGUGAAUUCUGCAGGUUCACAUUUAAUACGAAGAAAGCAAUACGAAGAGAACUGAACUGUUGAACUGUUGGACAUGAACUGUUGGAUCAUCUACGAGACCACUGCCAGAUAUUAAUCAAGCUGUUUUCUGGUGUCCAUCAUGUAUUUACAGUUUAGCUGUUGUUGUGCCAGAUGUGAGAACUAUGUGAAAACUAAAUCUUUCUUGCUCUUUGACCAUAUAAAUAGUCUGAAAGAUA